Molecule: messenger RNA, 652 nt
Organism: Pichia membranifaciens NRRL Y-2026
Lineage: Eukaryota; Fungi; Ascomycota; Pichiomycetes; Pichiales; Pichiaceae
Exons: 1
Coding region: 23-514 (163 amino acids)
Source: RefSeq, a predicted model, not a curated record
UAAGGUAAUACACUCAGUUCCCAUGAAGCUACUCAGUCUACUGGCUUUAUUAUACACAGUUAUUACGUGCCACGCGCAACAGUUGUACAAGGUAAGUAAAGCUCUUAAUAACUUUACAGCGUGUGUCGCGGAGUUCUCUAGUUCAAAAUACAAUGUAACUGUCGGGGCAGGUACUACAAUCUAUUAUAUGCCUGUUGAUAGAGAGGGACUUGACAGCAGGAACCAUGAUGCUGUAUUCAUGGGGUGCUUAAUUGCGUAUACUCGCGGCCUUGAUAUACUGUUAGUAUCAGACUUUUCCGAAGUAAGUGGCGACAUUGUACAUGAUCCUACGAUGCUAUUGCCUAGCUAUGAUUGGUCAGAAGUAUUGAUCGAAGCCAGCACGACCAUUAAUCCAUACUACAAUGUUAAUGAUGGAGAUGAGACGGUUUACCUGGAAAAGCGUGACUCUGAAUAUACUGUUGAACGUAGCGGUGAGGAUAGCGCCUGCAGGAAUACAGGACUUUUUUGGAUUUAGUACAUGAUAUAAUGCUAAUUCGCCAUAUAAAUCCUUCAAGGCAGGAAUGCAAGGGUGCGGUUACAUACAGUUCGAAACAUGGUCUCACCACAGGUGCCAGGGUAGGAGCUCGGCAUUGAGAGCUGCUUGGUGGGGUGU